Molecule: messenger RNA, 1207 nt
Organism: Ixodes scapularis (black-legged tick)
Lineage: Eukaryota; Metazoa; Arthropoda; Arachnida; Ixodida; Ixodidae
Product: cyclin-dependent kinase-like 4
Exons: 9
Coding region: 22-1125 (367 amino acids)
Biological process (GO): protein phosphorylation
Cellular component (GO): nucleus
Molecular function (GO): ATP binding; cyclin-dependent protein serine/threonine kinase activity
Source: RefSeq, a predicted model, not a curated record
CGGUACUACUACACGCCGCUGAUGGAGAAGUACGAGAAGAUCUCCAAGAUCGGCGAGGGCUCGUACGGCGUGGUGUUCAAGUGCCGGGUGCGAGACACCGGGCAGCUGGUGGCCGUCAAGAAGUACGUGGAGACCGAGGACGACCCGCUCAUCAAGAAGAUCGCCCUCAGGGAGAUACGCAUGCUCAAGCAACUCAAGCACCCGAAUCUGGUGAACCUGAUCGAGGUGUUCCGGCGGAAGCGAAAGCUGCACCUCGUCUUCGAGUACUGCGAACACACCGUGCUGGAUUUUCUCGACAAGCACCCCAAGGGAGUACCAGACUCCCUGACCAAGCGGAUAGUGUACCAGACUCUGCAAGCCAUCAACUUCUGCCACAUGCACAACUGCAUCCACAGGGAUGUGAAGCCAGAAAACAUACUGCUCACCAAAGACGGCGUCGUCAAACUGUGCGACUUCGGUUUCGCCCGAACGCUGAGUCCAGGAGAGAACUACACGGACUACGUGGCGACUCGCUGGUACCGCGCCCCCGAGCUGCUGGUGGGCGAUACCCAGUACGGCCCCGCCGUGGACGUCUGGGCCGUGGGCUGCGUGGCCGCGGAACUCAUGCGCGGAGAGGCGCUCUGGCCGGGCAAGUCGGACGUGGACCAGCUUUUCCUCAUCCGGAGGACCAUCGGCGAACUGAUACCCAGACAUAUGCAGAUUUUCAAGACGAACGAUUUUUUCUCCGGAGUCAGUAUUCCGGACCCGGACGUUAUCGAAUCCAUACAAUCCGUCAUUCCAAGUUCUAUCGAGUCUUCUGGAAUCGAUUUCCUCAAGAGAUGUCUGGACAAGGAUCCUGCGAGGCGAUGGAACUGCGAGCAGCUGCUGAAACACCCUUACCUGACCGACUGCAAAAUCCCUGAACUUGACGCUGAGGACAACAGCAUUCGGAUCCGCAGGGAACGCUCCAGGAACGGCACGCAGCAUCAGUCGCUGUUCCCGCACCUCCCGGGCCACUCUGGCAGCGGAUACCCGACCCCUGACGUACGAGCCUCGCAGCUGCACUCGCGGCAGAUGCCUCAGCAGGCGCAGACGCACCAACAGGCGGCGGCAACCCGCAAGUUUGACCACUUACCCAACAUCUGACGCUUGGGACCAGGAGCACUCUACCAUUCAUCGUCCAUCUCCAAGUCGCUCACCGGGUGGUCUUGGAAGUAGUGGUCCUGGA